AUGGUUAUUGUUCCGACAACAACUCUUUCGGCAAAGGAAAGCAGCCCGACAGCAAGUCCAAAUCCCUCUUCUACCUUGGUUAUGGAUCACCCAAUACAUUACGCGAAUCAAGGAAAUAAUGAUGAAUGCAACAAUGCUCCAAUUGGGUUUUCUGGAGGGUUUGGUCUGUUAUCGGGUAUUGUAGAUUCAGAGGAUAAUUUAACUCACCCUCCAGGUUUUUCAAAUUGUAAUAGUUUAGAUGGGUGUUUGAGUAAUUCUUACAAUAAAGGGUCUUUCUUAAGUGAGAUCCAAAAAAAAAAAACAUUAGUGAUGGGAAAAGCAAUGGGAUAUAACUUGGAGGGGUGUUAUGACCGAGUAAAAGAGCUUGUUGAAGGGAAUAGAGAUAAAAUGGUGUUGAGAUGA
Molecule: messenger RNA, 402 nt
Organism: Lactuca saligna
Lineage: Eukaryota; Viridiplantae; Streptophyta; Magnoliopsida; Asterales; Asteraceae
Source: the annotation of a GenBank genome assembly